ACGAUUGUGCUUCGUUGCGGUCUUAGCUCAUGUACGUUCGUCUCUAUCGCACAAACGGUCGAAAGGCCCCGCAUUGAUUGUGAAAAAGUAAUCGUCGCCGUAGUCUUCGUCGGGUCGCCGUUUUUACUCGCAGUGCGCUGGUGCUGCUUAAUUUCGUGACAAGGGACACUCAACCGAAAGAGCCAUAUUUAAGCAUCAAAGUUCUAGAGGCGCAACGCAGCUUUGUGUUUCGUUUUUCGUUCAAUUCUAAGCAGAAGGAUUAUAUAUUGAAUUAAACCCAAUUCUGUGCGAAGAACAAAAGAAAUACGCGAGACACCAACACCAGCACGCAACCAACCAAACACACACAACCAACCAAACACACACACAACCCAGAAAAUCAAAUUUCAAUCAGAAAAUGGCGUUAAAAAGAAUCAAUAAGGAACUGCAAGAUCUGGGCAGAGAUCCACCUGCACAAUGUUCAGCCGGUCCAGUUGGAGAUGAUUUAUUUCACUGGCAAGCUACAAUAAUGGGCCCGCCGGACAGCCCUUAUCAAGGAGGUGUAUUCUUCUUAACUAUACAUUUUCCAACAGACUAUCCCUUUAAACCACCCAAAGUGGCUUUUACAACGCGCAUAUACCAUCCAAACAUCAACAGCAAUGGAUCGAUUUGUCUCGAUAUAUUAAGAUCUCAGUGGUCGCCAGCAUUAACUAUUUCAAAAGUUUUAUUAUCAAUUUGCUCUCUACUCUGUGAUCCCAAUCCAGACGAUCCUCUUGUUCCAGAGAUUGCCAGAAUAUAUAAAACCGAUCGGGAAAAAUACAAUGAGCUGGCACGAGAGUGGACUAGAAAGUAUGCUAUGUGAUGCGUUCCAGAUUGCAGAAGUCCAACAGAAUCAACAAAUUCAACAUCAACAAUAGCAGAAGUAAAAGCAGAUGCAACAACAACAGUAAAAGCAACAAAGAUAACAUCAACAGUUUACAAUAGUCAGAUUCAGAAGAGGAGGAGCUGCAGCAGCGUCAUUGUUACUGGCAAUGGCCGCCGUGCUGUUGUCCACAACAAUUGCCACAAUAUCAGCAGGAACUGCGGCCACCAAAGCAGCAACAACCACAACAACAACAACAACAACACUUGCCACAGCAGCAACAUCACCCGCAGCAGCAACAACAGCAAGAUCAUCAACUGCCGCAGUCAUUUUCGCCGCAGCAGCCGCUGCUACCGCCUUCGCAGCGGCAUUAGCAUUAGGAGCAGCAAAUUUGGCGGCGGUACCAAGAGCAACGGUAGCGGCAAAGGAGUCCUUGGAGCCGCAGCAACAUCAGCAGCAACAGCCGCUGCAGCUGUGGCAGUGGCAACUGGAGCAGUAACUGGCGGAUUGGUGGCGGACAUGCGAUUAAUUGUGUGUUUGACGGAACAGAAACAGAACAGCAUAAACGGAAAUAAUUUAAUAAUAAUUACUGAAAAAAUGAUGUAAGCAUUAAACAUUAAAAGCUAGACAGCUACCAACAACAGCAUCAACAUAAUAAGUUUAAAUACAAAGAAAAACAAAACUACAAAUAAAAAUCAGCUGGAAAAAUUA
Molecule: messenger RNA, 1552 nt
Organism: Drosophila mauritiana
Lineage: Eukaryota; Metazoa; Arthropoda; Insecta; Diptera; Drosophilidae
Gene: eff
Product: ubiquitin-conjugating enzyme E2-17 kDa
Exons: 5
Coding region: 398-841 (147 amino acids)
Biological process (GO): ubiquitin-dependent protein catabolic process; protein polyubiquitination
Cellular component (GO): nucleus
Molecular function (GO): ubiquitin conjugating enzyme activity
Source: RefSeq, a predicted model, not a curated record